Messenger RNA from Carassius carassius (crucian carp), 2308 nucleotides. Its product is annotated as butyrophilin subfamily 1 member A1. The record is from RefSeq and is a predicted model, not a curated record. The transcript has 11 exons. Gene Ontology annotation, molecular function: protein binding. NCBI's taxonomy places the organism in Eukaryota, Metazoa, Chordata, Actinopteri, Cypriniformes, Cyprinidae. Bases 147 to 1736 code for a protein of 529 amino acids.
GGUAGAUUGUGAAAGUGAAACUGAGUGAGGCAGGAUGUUCUCCUUUCGAUAAAUCUCGUAUCAACAUUUUGUUAAUAUCAAAUAAUUAUAGAAAUAAUUUAUUCAGAAACUCAUGUGAACACCGCAAUUAAUGCUCAGCUGAAGAGAUGAAGUUCAUUUGUUUGACCUUGCUGAUUAUUAGUGGAAUUACAGAUUCAGUAUCAGAGCAGUAUAAAGUCGUGGGAUCUGCAGAUCCUGUUCUUACUGUAGCUGGUGAAGAUGUGAUUCUGCCCUGUUCAGUCAAACCCAACAUCAGUGUUGUGGACAUGAGAGUGGAGUGGUUUAGAUCUGAUCAGAAAGACUCACAACUAGUUCAUCUUUAUCAGGAUCAUGAAGACAGAAACACAGAUCAGAUUCAAUCCUACAGAGAGAGAACAAAACUGAAUCAUCAAGAACUACAGAGAGGAGAUGCAUCACUCACACUCUCAUCAGUCCGAGUCUCUGAUGAAGGACUUUAUAAGUGUUUUAUUGAGUCCAAAUCCUGGUCUGAUGAUACCACUGUUGAAGUCAGAGUUGAAGCUGUAGGACGUCCUCCAGUGAUCACUGUAGAUGGGUUUGAUCAUUCAGGAGGGCUUCAUCUUCAGUGUGAAUCUGAAGGCUGGAACCCUGAACCUGAUCUUGAGUGGCUGGACAGUGAAGGAGUCAGUUUAAGUUCAGAAACUACAGAGACACACAGAAACACAGAGGGAUUCAGUGUGAAACACACCACUACUGUACAUCACAGGGACGACAAGAUUCACUGCAGAGUCAAACUGAGACAUCACAUGCUGGAGGCACUGAUUAUCAGCUCAAGUAAUAUGUUUAGUUCUUGGAGGACAUCAGUCAUCAUGAUUUCAGUUGCUGUUGUGCUCAGUGUGAUUGUUGGAAUACUGAUAGCUGUGUUUGCUCGUAAAAACAGAGAUCACGAUCGACUGCAGAAUGAGAAGAGCAGACUACAGAAUGAGAAGAGAAGACUACAACAUGAUCACGAUCGACUACAGAAUGAGAAGAGAAGACUACAACAUGAUCACGAUCGACUACAGAAUGAGAAGAGCAGACUACAGAAUGAGAAGAGAACACUACAGAUUGAGAAGACAAGACUACAACAUGAACGUGAUCAACAUUUACAACUUCUGAAGACAAUCUUACCUAAAGCUCUCACACAUUUAAGAACACACAAGGUGAAUGUGAUUCUGGAUGCUGAUACGGCUCAUCCUCGUCUCACCGUGUCUGAUGAUGGGAAACAAGUGAGAGAUGGAAAGAGUCAAACAGAAAGACUGGAUGGAGGAAAAGACAGAUUUGAUGAAUAUCUUGGUGUUCUUGGGAAGGAAGGAUUCUCCUCGGGGUGUUUUUACUUUGAGGUGCAGGUGAAGGGACAAACUAGGUGGGAUUUAGGAGUGAGCAGAGAAUCUGUGAACAGGAAGGGGUCGAACGGUCUGUGUCCUGAGGGUGGAUACUGGACUGUGAGUCUGUAUAGUGGGGAGUAUUGGGCUCGUGAGUCUUCACCUGUCUAUCUUUCUCUGAGUGUGAAUCCUCAGAGGGUCGGUGUGUUUGUGGAUUAUGAGAAGGGUCUCGUCUCCUUUUGUGAUGUGGAGUCCAUGUCUCAUAUCCACUCUUUCACUAAUCAGUCUUUUAAUGAGAAACUCUAUCCAUUUGUUAGUUUGGGGUAUUGGAGUAAUGAAGACCCCACUCCACUGAUUAUCUGUGAUGAUUACUAAUGAGAUCAGUGACUGAAUUUACACGAUCCACUGAAAUCAACCAAAAUACAAUUUAAACAGUGUAACAGCAAUAAAUAUUAAAUAUUAUUUGCACUUCCAGUCAAAAAUAUGGUCACACAAGGGUGAUUUUAUGUUUUCUGUGAUCUUAAAAUGUUUUGGUUUUAAGACGUCUGCUUUAAAUGUGUAAAAUUACUUUUUUGUAAAUAAAUAUAAAUAAUGCUUAUAUAUACAUAUGAAUUUCUUUAUGAGACAGAGGCUUUUCUUUAUGAUGAAUAAUGUUUUGAUCUGGAGCAGAUGAUGAAUAAAAGCAUCAUGAAGAGCUCAUCGUGCAGUUAACUGUUUCUCCUUCAACACUGUUUGCUGUCGGUUUAUUAAUGUUUUUAAUUAUAUAUAUAUAUUUUUUUUAGUAAUUUGAUUUCUCAUUGAUUUUGUAUUUCAUUGAAUUACAGUUAAAUUAAAUUAAAGUUUUAAAUGCUCUGUUAUUUUUCUGUUUGAGCUUCUCUGAACAGAACUGAUUUUGAGCACCGAGCUCCUAAAGGGACUGAUACACACAGUAAACCUGGUUCAGUUCA